CAAUAUGUGUUUUUUCUAUCCAGGUAUGUCUUUACUGCAUUGGCAGUGUUUGGGAUCAUUGUCAUGCUGAAAAACAAAGCAGCUGCAAAUCAGAUGCUUUCCACAUUGGGCUGCAUGGAGGAUUAAAAUCUGAGUGUACUUCUCUGUGUUUAUAAUUCCAUCAAUUUUUACAAUUUACAAUUUUUACAUUGUUAUCUGUUGAUUAAGAAUGGCUUCUUGACAGCCACCCUUCCACUGAGACCAUUUCUGAUGAGUCUCCAGUGAAAAGUAGAUGGAUCAACUGAUGAAUUGUCUGGGCCAGACGCAUCUCUUAGGACUUGUGUCACAUCCUUGCUGGAUUUUUUUCUUAUUUCUUAAGGACACGACUUUCAAAUAUUGUUCAUGUAUUACAGAUAGGUUUUUUUUUCGGCCUGCCACUUCUGCUUUUGUUCUCCUCUUGUCCAGGUUCCUCAGAUCUUUUAAUGACACACUGCAUGCUGUACUAAGAUAUGCCAUCUUUCCAUCCUCUAGUUGUUUUUGGAAUAACUGUAUUGGUGCAAAAAUACUAUUUUAUGCACGUUAAAGUGUAUUAUCUGUGGCAUUUUUUUUAUAGAUUCAAAAAAGAGAACAGUUUUGUGACUGUCUGCUACUAACAGAGUGCACAAGGCACAAUUUAAAAUGGAUUUUCUAUUAUGUAGGCAUAAUACUUGUUUAUUCCUGGAGUUAGCCUUGAAUUAAAAAAAAACAUUCCCAAGAAAAUGGUCAGGUCAAAGGACUGGACUGAAAAACUUUCAAAACCCUUUAUAAAGCAUGGAGAACGAUCACUCAAAACCAGAAAGUCUGGCUUCUUGGAAGAUAAAUAUAGAGAAAUGUGGAAUCGUUCAAGACUUACUAGUUUUAUUUUAUGUCAUUACAAAAUUUUGUCAUUGCAUAUUCAGAUCUCAGAUGUUUCCUUUGUUUGCUCGUGAUUUUUUCUCCCUACUUUAUUGUGCGUUUUCAGAUGAACAUGCAGGUUUUCUAAGACUAUAAAUUCAAGCCUAGUCUUCAUAUCAUCCUUAGGUGCAUCCUUUUUAUCCAUAGUACAAGUGAAUCUGUAAAAUGAUUUGCAGCGGAGUCCAUAAACAGAUGAAUUAAUUUAUUAACAUAUUCAUUUUCAAGCAGAAAAUCUGAAACGGUUCAGUGUCCCACCUCUUAAAUAUAGUAAUUUAUUGCUCUUAUAUGUGUGUUGUAGUAACUGAAUAUCUUUUAGUUUAUUUGGCUGGCAUGUGGACAUCACAAGCAUAACAACGAAGAUAGCAACGGGACAUUUUUUGUUUGCUUAUUAGUGCAGAUGUCAAAUAAUAAGGAAGAAAGAGCCUUUGUCCCUCUCGGGAACUGUCUGAGACCCAGCACCCAGUAACCUCUCUGCCAGUUUUGAAACUAGCUUGAAUCUUUAAGAAUCAAGUGUACAUCUUGUUCCAGUUCACUGAGGGUGGGCUCAUCUGUCUGCAUGGUCUCACCUCCUAGUACAAACGUCACAGCAGAAGAAGAGACGUCCCCCUCACCCCACCAGACCCUCAGCCGGCCUACUAUAGUACUAUUAUAGUUCAAGCAAAGGCUAAUUGUUGCUCCCUCACAAAGAGUGCACAGUUCAAAUCUCUGGACGGUGAUUCUUUCUUUUUCUACUAGGGGAAGAUGGCUGUGCUUGUCGUUUGUGCUCUCCUGUGCCUAUCCUGCUGGGUGUCUUUCUACUUUGUCCUGUGUAACGUUAACGGAUCCAGGAGCUACGAAUGGAACUGUCGACUCGUCACGCUGGUGCACGGGAUCCUGGCAGUCUGCAUCACAGCGUACAUAGGCUAUGUAGAUGGACCUUGGCCUUUUACUUAUCCAGGUACAAAGAACACCCCUCUGCAGAUAAGUGCAAUGGUCCUGAGUCUGGGCUAUUUUAUUUUUGACAUGGCCUGGUGUGUGUACUUCCGUACAGAGGGACCAGUUAUGCUGGCCCACCACACCAUGAGCAUCCUGGGAAUCCUGUUGACCCUUUGGUUGGGGGAGUCUGGCAUCGAGUCGUGCGCGGUGCUCUUUGGCAGUGAAAUCACCAACCCUCUCUUGCAGGCGCGCUGGUUCCUCAAGCAGACUGGACGUUACGGGACUCUGCUGGGGGACGUUGUGGACGUCCUGUUUGUGCUGCUGUUUGUGGUGAUGCGAAUCUUCGUGGGAGGCACAAUGCUGUACUGUGAGCUGAUCUCCCCCAGGCCGAGAUUCUUUAUCAAGUGUGGCGGAGUGGCCAUGUACGCCCUUUCCUGGGUCUUUAUGGUAGACAUUGUUCGAUUUGCCAUCCGGAAGAGCAAAAGCUGGCACAAACACCAGAGAGACCGCCAAGAGCUUUUAGCAGCUAAUGGUCAUGAAGGAAAGAAGGAGUGAUCGGCAUCAGAAGGGAAUCAAUUUAUGUCAUUUCUCUGCUCUUCGCUUUGGACACUUGAUGGAAAGUACAUGGAAAGCAACUUUCUCCAUGUUGAAGUGUGAUUUUAGAAAAAGGGAUUUUUAAAUUAAAAAAAAUGCUAAGGCUUCUUUUUGUAAGGUUUGUGGAUUUUGGAGCUGAACAUGCAUAAAAGGUGCAAACAGCACUGACGCAGUUUAUAUCACUGAAAACCAAAGCAUGUUGUAUAAACACACAAAGAAAACCUGUGGGAAGAACAGUUGCCGUUAACUGUGACCUAGUAAUGUGUGGCAGUGUGGCUCCAAAAGGAAGUUCCCUACUAGAAAAGAAAAAGUUUACAUGUAAUGUUGUAGUCCUUGUGAAACACUUUUAGUGAUGUCAACAGACUAGGAUCGGUACUCAGGGAAAUUAAGUAAUAUCAGAAAGAUUGAAGUGUGUUUGAUGUGUUUAAUCAAAUUUCUAUUUAUUUUGCAUCCCUCCUUUAAAGCUCUAUGUUACAGUUUUAUUGAGUCUAUUAAAUUCUAAAUGUGUUCUUUUUAGUGUAAAUUGUAAACUAUAAAUACAUUCUCAUGUUUUCUGAAAUGGUAACCCUUGUCAACUUUAUUGUACCAGAUGUGUGAGGGUGGUCGCGCGUGAGUAAUCAUUUAGACAAGAUCUGUGCUCUGCACUGAUAGCUCCCAGCUAAUUUAAUUUAAUAAGCUGUUUGUUGAAUGUUUCAGUCUCACAGAGAUCUUGUCAGAAAUUGUCCAAGCUUUGAUUAAAUUCAUUCUGAGCUAUCUGUACAUUGUGCAAGUCUUUCAAAAGGUCUUUUUUUUAAAAUAAACCAUUUUGAAAUAAACAUGUUAUACAAUGUUUGCCUUAAUAAAAAAUGUGCUACUGGGAUGAAGACAGGAAGUUUUUAUAUUAAGGGACUAUAUUGACUGAGCCCAGAUUUUUAUGUGCAUUCUUGUCUUAAUUGUGAGAAUAUGUUUUUGUCGCAAUAGGUUAAAAACAUGCCAUCUGUUUGUUUCCUAUGUCUGUUCACCUGACUGGCACUGAGAGAAGUCUCUGUGUGCAUCACCAAUACAUACAAGAAAGUACAAAACCUAACUAGUGUGUGCCUUAGUUAUCUGAAUGUACCUUCCUAAUGUGUUUUUAUCCUUUCUCAUGCACUGUAAACUCAUUCAACGCAGGAGGCGGCGUCACAAGAGCCAUUUUGGGUCGGCGUUUCAUCGUUCACCUUUGUAAUCCCUGUGUAAAGUGAAAUAAAAUAAACUUGACAUGUUGUUUGCAUUCACUAAACAGCAAAUUUACAACUAAACUGAAAUAUCAACUGUGUUCUAGUCAAGCCUAGCGAAACUCGAGAUGAAUUAGUCGACUGAGAGUGAAGUUACCUAAGCUGUCCACAUGAUGGUGUCAUAUCAAUUAUUUAUGAAUGAUGAGAGAGGAAAGAUGUGGUCUUUCUGCAAUUCUAAAAUAGCAAUGAAAAGGGAAGAAAAGCACUUUUUAUUUUAAACACAAAGCAUCAGCAACUUACAUUAAAUCCAUGUGUAACUUUUUGGUUUUUUCUCAUUUUAGCAUAAAUUCGGUCGUUUUGGACCAGUUUUCAGUCUUUACCAAUGCAAAGUGGAGAUAGGUGUGUGUUAUGCUGUGUGUAAUAUACAAUGUGCCUUAUUUAUUGUCGUAUUUACAGUAUAAUGUAGGGUGCCAGAAAUGCAGUAAUGUGUGACUGCAAUGGUCAGCACAGCAAUCACACAGUAGCGCAGUAGUUGUGUAUUUAAGCAAGGUAGUUGUGUGAGAAAAAGGUUAGAGUACAAGCCAGACGGGAAUGUGUUUAUUAAGAAAGAUAAAAUUAUGUACUUUGCAUUGAUAAAUAUGACUCACCACAACCUUAAUGGGACAGAUGAAGUUUUUUUUUUAUCAUUUUCAUUUGAUGGUUGGUUUUGCUUCCAGUAAUAUCACAUGCACAAAAACUGGAG
Haplochromis burtoni (Burton's mouthbrooder) is the source of this 4356-nucleotide messenger RNA. RefSeq names its product TLC domain containing 5a (gene tlcd5a). Gene Ontology annotation, cellular component: membrane. Bases 1654 to 2382 code for a protein of 242 amino acids. The record is from RefSeq and is a predicted model, not a curated record. Lineage: Eukaryota; Metazoa; Chordata; Actinopteri; Cichliformes; Cichlidae. The transcript is spliced from 3 exons.